Molecule: messenger RNA, 2907 nt
Organism: Neolamprologus brichardi
Lineage: Eukaryota; Metazoa; Chordata; Actinopteri; Cichliformes; Cichlidae
Gene: lypla2
Product: lysophospholipase 2
Biological process (GO): protein depalmitoylation
Cellular component (GO): cytoplasm
Molecular function (GO): palmitoyl-(protein) hydrolase activity; carboxylic ester hydrolase activity
Source: RefSeq, a predicted model, not a curated record
GACGUCUCCACGCACUGUACCGCCCCUUGCUUGUGAGCGGCCAGUAGCGGAAGUUCCGCUCCGUCGUGAACUGGGACAGCAAAGCGCACCUCUUACAGUGUAUGUGUGGCAACAACAUGUCUGUGCCGCUGCUCGCCGAGGCUGUGACGGUGUCUGGGGUGGAGAAGGAGACCGCGGCGGUGAUCUUCCUUCAUGGUUUGGGAGACUCAGGGCAUGGGUGGGCGGAUACUUUGACUGGGAUCCGGCUGCCUCACGUCAAGUUUAUCUGCCCCCACGCGCCCCCCAUUCCCGUUACACUCAACAUGAAGUCGAUGAUGCCCGCGUGGUUUGACCUCAUGGGUCUCAGCCCCGACUCUCCAGAGGACGAAUCUGGAAUCAAGAAGGCAGCAGAAAACAUCAAGGCCAUAAUCGAGCACGAGGCCAGAAAUGGGAUCCCUCCAAACCGUAUAAUACUUGGCGGUUUCUCUCAGGGUGGGGCCUUGUCCUUGUAUACCGCCUUGACCUGCCAGCACCAGUUGGCUGGUGUUGUGGCCCUCAGCUGCUGGCUUCCACUUCACAGGAGUUUCCCAUCGGCGUCAAGCGGCAAUAAGAACCUCCCAAUCCUGCAGUGCCACGGUGAGAUGGACGCCAUGAUCCCUGUGCAGUUUGGUGCCAUGACGGCAGAAAAACUCAAAUCCAUAGUCAACCCUCAAAUGAUUACCUUUAAAACCUUCCCAGGGCUCCCUCACAGCUCCUGUCCUCAGGAGAUGGCAGCUGUAAAGGAAUUUAUCGAGAAGCUUUUGCCCCGGAUCUGACCUCACCUCAUCCCCACUGUGACCCCCUUUGAGACACUGACCUUUCACCCCUUUUCUGCCAUUCUCCCACAGGAAACAGCCAUGAGCACCCCCUCCCACACACAUCCACGAGACGGCAAACAUACACGAACACGCACAUAUUUAGUAACGAUGAUAACGAUGAUUUGACCCACACUGCUAAACCAACCAAAUGCUUCUCCUGCGGUCCAGCAACACUCAUACUGUUAACAGAUUUGUCAAACACACUGAUUUGAAGUGCUUGCAUUCACACGUCUUAGCCUUCAGAGGGAGAAACACUGAAAACUCAAACAUUAAAUUCCUGUUUGGCUUCCGUUUUUCAACUUCUGUCUGUUGCCUCAUUCUCAUUUCCCCUCAUUUUUACAUCAUUUAGCUUCUCACUCAUUGCUACACUUAUCCUUCUGGCAUUGCUGUGUGACUUUGUAAAUCAAGAUUAACACAGAGCAAAUAAGCAGGUUAGCACUCGCCUGCAAACACACUGCUGUUUAAAGGUGCAGUCAGACCAGAUUAUCCAUCCUAAUUCUUUUUCCUGCAGUUUGACGUGCCUUCUUAGCUUCACAGGUGGAGUCGCGUGAAACUUUAAUAUGUGAUAGCUCUCAAGGUGCAUGAGUUUGAGGAAAAAAAAGGUGGAUUUGGCUUCUUAUUCAUUCUUGCUUUAUGACUACAGCCUAAAAGUUGGGUGCAUGAACAUAAGCAGUAGAAACACAAAUAAAAUGCAGCAUAAUCUACAAGCUUGUAGAGGCCUGCCAUGUAAUUGCCCAUUUGUUUAUGCUUGCAAUCCUACCCGCCCUGUCUCCUGAACCCUUCUGUUAUCUGGUCUGACUGCAGCUUCACACCAGUGUUGGGUACCCAACAGAGUUUGACUCGGGGAUAGUGAGCGCCAACCCAUCCUUUCCAAUCAUGACUGCGGCCUGUCCAGGUCUUGCAUCGUUAACAGCAAUGGCUCUUUUUACUGAAUCUUGCACACAAGGCUGCCAUGCUGCUUCUUUCUUCUUCUUUUUUUUAAAUAAAUGUGAUCAAACAUCAUGGAAGUAUAUGAUCAGAGUCCAACAGAAAUAAAGCUAAUCAGUGGAUACUUGUGCUACCCUGUGCUGUUUCUUUCAAAGCGUGCACACCUGCAGGUUGAUCUGCUUUCUAUGUAUCUGUAUGUGAAAGUACCUCAGUUUGUUCCUUUAGGCCUAAAGGCGAAUGACUGAUGAUGGCUGCAAACCUGCACAGACUGCACACCAUGACUGGUUUCAGCAGCAGUUCACCCCACUAACAGCCGCCGCCUCCUCCUCCUCAUGAAUUCCUGUUGAUUUCCACUAUUUAUUUGCUUUAAACCUCUGGUAAAACACACUUCCUCUACAUUUUCUUCCAUAACACCAACACAGUCUCGCUCCCUCCUUUGGGUCCCCACUAAUAAAACAUGGAAAGGUCAGCAACACUAUUAUAUUCCACUUUAGAAAAUAAUGGCUAUACAAAGGGAGCACUUUGGCAAGAAAAUGGUCCAACAUAAUUGAAGGGUGAAAAAAAAAUUAAGGUUAAUCUUUGAACAACUUGUGAUCUUUGGACAUAGGAGUGUAACUCUGAGGAGUCGUGUGUGUGCUUAAACAUAUAUAUAUAUCAGGUGUUUUACAGUUUUUCCUUUGUGAAUAUUGAUUUUGCUCUCUUCUUAAUUUCCUGUUCUGCUGUAUCGCUGUUCCCAACCUGAUUUUAAAACAAAAAACCAGUAGAGAAGGACGAAAGGCAUCUGUUUUGAUUGUUGUUCACAACUCGAUGAAUGUGUCUCUCAUCUCCUCGACUCCUUGUGUAUUUUUCUUAUUUUUUUGCUCUAAUGCGGUCCGUUAUCUUCUCUUUGAUGUGUUUGCCAUUUUUUCUUUCAUCAUUCCACUUGUUCCUCUCGUCUCGUGUCUUUUCUCCUGGGUUGUAUUGUUGUGGUUUGUUUUUUUUUAACGUUGUGUUUUGUCACUGUUGUCAUCUCAUCCUUUUUUGUGUUGGUUUAUAAUGAUGAGCAUUAAGGAAACGUGUUCAGGUGAGGCUGAGGUGGUCUCUCCUUUUUUUUUGUUUGUUUCCAAAACACCUGUAUGCGUAAUAAAAAAAAAAGAAAAAAGUC